Molecule: messenger RNA, 861 nt
Organism: Lodderomyces elongisporus
Lineage: Eukaryota; Fungi; Ascomycota; Pichiomycetes; Serinales; Debaryomycetaceae
Gene: HNT3
Exons: 1
Coding region: 1-861 (286 amino acids)
Biological process (GO): single strand break repair
Cellular component (GO): nucleus
Molecular function (GO): mismatched DNA binding; DNA 5'-adenosine monophosphate hydrolase activity; single-stranded DNA binding
Source: RefSeq, a predicted model, not a curated record
AUGAGUUUUAAAGACGUUUUUCAGAAGUUUAUAGUAAAUCCAGAAAAACACCUUGAUUCUAUUCUCUUUUUCGAUGAUAAUGUUGUUAUAAUUAAGGAUUUGUUCCCCAAGUCGAUUAGACACUUGUUGGUGAUUUCACGUCAUCAGCAGGUAACGCACAAGCAUCCCUUGGAUGUGUUCAAUACUGAUUAUGACGACUUUAGUGGUGAAGAAUUGUUCGAGCAAAUAAGAAUAUAUGUGGAGAAGGCAAAGGAUAUGAUUGUAGAGAAUAUACAGAAAACUAUGGUGGAGCCGCGAGUAGAGCUGGUUAUGGAGCCGAUAGUGGAGCAGAAUUGUAUAGAUGAAACAGCACUACAAGAGUUUAGAAAUACAUUUAUACAAGCCGGUAUUCAUUCAAUUCCCUCAUUGAGCAAUUUGCAUAUACAUGUUAUGACCAAGGAUUUCCAUUCACCUCGAUUAAAAAACAAAAAACACUACAAUUCGUUUACCACUAAAUUCUUUGUCCCAUUCGAUGAGUUGGAUCCACUAUAUAACAGACUGUACUAUAAGUUAAUGACGCAAAGAAAACAAGAAAAAGCAAAUGCAAGGAGAAUAACAGACAAGAGCCAAGAAUCCAAUAUUGAUAAUGUUGGUGGCACAUUAGAUGUCGAUUUUGAUCUGAAACAACCUACUUUUAUACUUCACACUAGGGACAAUACUUUUUUGCAGGAUCUUAUAAAAACUACGCUGUUUAAAUGCCCGCUGUGCAACAAACAUUUUGGGAACUCAAUGGUUAAAUUGAAGGAACAUUUGACGGUGGAGUUUGAACAAAAGUAUGCUGUGUUUGGCAACAUCAAAAAGUUGGAACCUAAUGGAAUGUGA